GUCUCCGUUUUAAGAGCUUGCGUGGUUCGGUGCCGGAAAGUCCACCCGUCGGCAGAACCCGGGCCUGCGAACUAUGGUAGGGAGAUCGCGGCGGCGCGGAGCCGCCAAGUGGGCGGCGGUGCGCGCCCAGGCGGGUGGCGAUGCAGCAGGGGAGCCACCUGCGGACGACUCGGACUCGCCGCCCUCGCCCGGCGACUCCAGCUACUACCAGGACACGGUGGACGAGUUCCACGAGGCGCGAUCUCGGGCCGUGUUGGCCAAGGGCUGGAGCGAGAUGGAGAGCGGAGACGAGGAAGACGGCGAUGAUGAUGAGGAGGAGGUCUUGGCCUUAGAUGUGGCCGACGAGGACGAGGAGGAGGAGGAAGAGAGUGGCGGAGAGGAGGAGGACGAGGAUGAUGAUGGAGACUCCGUGCAGAGCGAGACCGACGCCUCCGUGGAUCCCAGCUUGUCGUGGGGCCAGAAGAAAAGGCUGUACUACGACACCGACUAUGGCCGUAAGUCCCGAGGCAAGCAGAGUCAACAAGAGCUAGAGGAGGAGGAGAAAGAGGAGGAAGAGGAGGCCCAGCUCAUCCAGAGGCGCCUGGCCCAGUCCCUCCAGGAGGACGAUUUUGGGGUCAGCUGGGUCGAGGCCUUUGCAAAAUCCGUGCCCCGGGUAGAGGAGGCCGAGACUGAGACCCGUGUCGUCAAGGAUUUGGCGAAAGUUUCCGCGAAGGAGAAGCUGAAGAUGCUGCAGAAGGAAUCGCCCGAGCUCUUGGAGCUGAUAGAAGACCUGAAAGUUAAGCUGACCGAGGUGAAAGAUGAACUAGAGCCCUUGCUGCAGUUGGUGGAGCAAGGGGUCAUCCCCCCUGGGAAAGGCAGCCAGUACCUGAGGACCAAGUAUAACCUCUACUUGAACUACUGCUCCAACAUCAGUUUUUACUUGAUCCUGAAAGCCAGGCGAACCCCUGCCCAUGGACACCCUGUCAUUGAGAGACUUGUUACCUACCGUAAUUUGAUCAAUAAGCUGUCCCUUGUGGAUCAAAAACUUGCUGCUGAGGUUCGUCAUCUGCUCACUUUUAAGGAUGAUCCCGAAAAGCUUCGACUGAACCUAAAAGCCAAAUCAACCAGGAUCAAGACAAAAUCUGCUUCAGGGACCGGUCCUACCGCCGCCACCACGAAUAAUUCUGAUGAUUCCGACUUUGAUGAAGAAGCUGCACUGAAAUACUACAAAGAAAUGGAAGAGAGGCAAACAUUGAAGAGGAAGAAAGAAGACAGUCCUGAAGAAAAGGCUGCAGAAGAUCAAAAUGCAAAGAGAGCCAUUACUUAUCAGAUUGCCAAAAAUAGAGGGCUUACACCCCGGAGAAAGAAGAUUGAUAGAAACCCAAGAGUCAAACACCGGGAGAAGUUCAGGCGAGCAAAAAUCCGAAGAAGAGGCCAGGUUCGUGAAGUUCGCAGAGAAGAGCAGCGGUACAGCGGUGAACUCUCUGGCAUUCGAGCAGGGGUUAAAAAGAGCAUUAAACUUAAAUAGUUUUGCUUACCUUAAAGUCUUUGGCGAUGUUUUUAGAUUAAUAAAUUAUUCGUGGUUAUUUGUUUA
This is a messenger RNA of Suncus etruscus (white-toothed pygmy shrew), 1573 nucleotides long. RefSeq names its product UTP3 small subunit processome component (gene UTP3). Gene Ontology annotation, biological process: maturation of SSU-rRNA from tricistronic rRNA transcript (SSU-rRNA, 5.8S rRNA, LSU-rRNA). Gene Ontology annotation, cellular component: small-subunit processome; nucleolus. Lineage: Eukaryota; Metazoa; Chordata; Mammalia; Eulipotyphla; Soricidae. The transcript has a single exon. Bases 74 to 1507 code for a protein of 477 amino acids. The record is from RefSeq and is a predicted model, not a curated record.